Messenger RNA from Oppia nitens, 3053 nucleotides. RefSeq names its product ankyrin repeat and IBR domain-containing protein 1-like. Gene Ontology annotation, cellular component: cytoplasm; ubiquitin ligase complex. Gene Ontology annotation, biological process: ubiquitin-dependent protein catabolic process; protein polyubiquitination; positive regulation of proteasomal ubiquitin-dependent protein catabolic process. Gene Ontology annotation, molecular function: ubiquitin protein ligase activity; zinc ion binding; ubiquitin conjugating enzyme binding. NCBI's taxonomy places the organism in Eukaryota, Metazoa, Arthropoda, Arachnida, Sarcoptiformes, Oppiidae. The coding region runs from base 90 to 3053 and encodes 987 amino acids. The transcript has a single exon. The record is from RefSeq and is a predicted model, not a curated record.
ACUCCAUUAUUGUUUUGAUUGAAUUGUCAGACGCAUCGCAUCACUUGAAUAUCAAUUUGAAUUGAGAUUUAUAAUGAAUUUUGUGAACAAUGGGUGGAAAUAACAGUAAAUUUCGUAAAUAUGUUGAAAACGGAGACGAAGUGUCAUCUCUUAAAUUAAUUGAAGAACAUUCAGAACUGUUGACACAUUUUAAUCCAAAUGAAAACAUUAAUGAAUCAAAUGAAUCGUCGCUUCUAUUAUGUUGCAAGUGGUCGAUGACAUCAAUUGUUAAAACACUUCUCUAUGAAUGUAAUGGAAACCCCAAUCAAAGGAAUGUCUUCAAUCAGACAGCUCUUCAUCUCAUUUGCCAAAUCCCUGUCCGCUUUGAUGAAGAGUCGAUUGAGUCAAUAGACAGUAUAAGACUUAAAUCUACUGAAGAAGAAAAUGAAAAGAGAGCUAAUUGUUUGAAAGUACUUCUCGAUUGGAAUCAAUUCCAUGAAUCAGACAAAUGUAUGAAAAAUAUUGAAGUUAUUGAUAUAAAUGCUUUGGACAGAAAUGGAAACACAGCUCUUCAUUUGGCUGUUUCUAAUGGACUCUUUGAAUGCAUUAAGAUUUUGUGUGAAAAUGAUUGUAAUUUAUUUAUUGAGAACCAAUUAGGAGAUACAGUGUGUGAUGUGGCCAUCAAACACAACUGUUUGGAUAUUUUAAAGUAUUUAGAGUUUAAAAUUGUUUUCAGCAGUCAAUCAAAUGUUAAUUUAAAUAAUAAUUAUUCCGUUUAUAAUUUAAAAGAAGACUAUUCUCAGCUAAUGUUCGAUGAUUUAGAAAAAAUGAAAAAUGAAUUAAUUGUCGAGACAUCCAAUCUUUUAAAUAUAAGUCUUUCAUCCGCCGAAGUAAUUCUCAGAUCAUACGAUUGGUCACAAGAAUCGUUGAUCGAUAAUUGGUUUAAUGAUACCGAAAAAUCUAUAAAACAUAAACAUUUGAAUACUAUUUACGAUAACGACAUUCUCAAGACUGAAGACAUAGAAUCCGUUGAACAAAAACUAUGUGAUAUUUGUUCGCAAGAGUUAGUGUCCAAUGGAGUGGUUGGUGCCAAAUGUGGUCAUCAAUUUUGUACAAAUUGUUGGCAAACCUAUAUAGAGCUCAAAAUAGAUAGUGGAGACACAUCUUGUAUGUCGUGUCCAGCAUUUAAUUGUUGCCAUUUGAUCACAAUUAAGAUCAUUGAAAAAGUUGUUUCUCCAGAAUAUUUUCAACGUUUCCUACAAAAAGAUAUCGAAGUAUUUAUUGAAAACAAUCAAAGCAUCCAAUGGUGUCCAUAUCCCGUUUGUAAUAAAGCAGUUUAUUUACCCGAAUCCAAGACCAAAGUCAAUAGCGAACAUUCGUAUAUAUUGGCGAAUAUGCCACCACUUCUUCCAGUUAGUCACUCAGUUGAGUGCGGAUCAGGUCAUAACUUUUGCUGGGAAUGUCGUAAAGAGCCUCAUAGUCCAUGUGAUUGUAAACUAUGGGAAGAUUGGAUGACAAAAAUUGGUGAUAUAAAAGCUGAAGAACUUAAACAAAAGUAUUCGCGAACAGAGGACGCGGCCAAUAGUCUAUGGUUAGUACGAAACGCCAAACAAUGUCCGCGAUGUAAGGCUCACAUCCAGAAGAGUGAUGGCUGUAAUCAUUUGCGUUGUUAUAAAUGUAAAUAUGAUUUCUGUUGGAUAUGUUUGGAGACCUGGAAGAAGCACAACUCAGGCACCGGUGGCUACUUUAGAUGCAAUCGUUCAGAAGCCGCACAAAGAGCUGAACAAAAUCUUUGUCUUUUGAAACGAGUAGCCGAAGCACACAAUUGCGAAAUGAAAGAACUCAAGAAAUUUGUCUUUUAUUACACUAAAUAUAAGUUUAAUCUAAUGACAAACGAAAGCCAAAUAUCACUCAUUGAAAGAUCAAAAUCUAAACAAAAAGAACUUUUUAAGUAUUCUUUAGAAUUAACAGAAAUCAACUCCUCUUCAGAAACUAAAAUGGUUUCAGAAGACGAUGACUUUCUUUAUAAGUGUUCACUUGAAUUGAUCCGAUCGCGUAAUGUGUUGUGUGGUUCAGCUGUUUAUGGCUAUUAUCUCGAAGAUCACGGCUAUAAUAAGGCUAUAUUUGAAUACAUGGAAAAUAAUCUUAAUUUUGUAUCAAAUCGAUUAUCCGAAACAAUUAGUGGAAACUUUGAAUAUUUACGAAACUCUAAAAGUUUUAUAAUUGAUUUGACAGAUAAAAUGAAGAUUAAAAGAUUAGAGUUAUUAUCAGCAGUUUGUAAUGGACUCAUUCCUCCUGAGACCCCUUCAGGGUUUAAUAAACACCAGAGAAGACAUUGUUUGCCGGGAGUGUUGGCAUUGGAUUCAAUGGAGAAUCUCAACAAUCCAUGUGAUGAAAACGAUAUUAGUCUUAUAAAUCAAGCGAUUAUAUCAUCAUUAAGUGAUUUAAAUGACAAGAAUUCUUGGAUUCAGGACAAACACGGAAGACAUAACAAUUUAUUUGUUUUAUACGACUGGCCCGAUGACUGUCACGUCGAUUAUAGUCAUCUAAGUACUUGUGGUGACAAAAGUGAUAAUUUUUUCACACAGAAUAACACAGAAUCAGACAUUUGUUGCAAUUCUUAUUGUUGGAAACCAAAAAUUUUAAAUCCAAGAACCGGUCAAAAGCAUGAUUUUUGUUCACUUAAAUGUAAAUAUUUGACGCAAGAAAUGGAUAAUAAUUACUUGAGUAUUGAUAUGAACUAUAAAUACGACAAUUCUAUGGAUUUGCUGAUUGCUAUUGAAAUGUCAAAGAUUUCAUAUGAAGAGGAAAGACAAAGACAUGAGUUCAACGAUUUGUCGACUGAAGAACAGACAGAUAAUAGUGACACUAAAAGUGACACAAAUAAUAGCAAUCCGUUUGAAAUGUUUGUCGAAGAUAUUAAAGCCAAUCCCGAUGUCAGCCAACAAUCAUCGACAAAGACAGCAAUCAAGUUCUUUCUCAAGAGUUCUUUCAAUGAUAUGAUUGACGAUAAAAAUAUCAAUCUAUCAUCAAAUGAUUUUAAAACCAAUAAACAGUUGUUUUCUAACCAUUAA